AUACGACAUAUAUUUGAAAUCCAUACACUGACAUAUAGGGUAGGCUUCUUUUUUUAGUAAGAAUUAGACGUAGUACCUAAACAUUAAAGUUACCCUCCCUCCUUUGUCCGUACGGUCCACAUCAUUCAGCCUAAGGUCCGCGCAUCGGCGCAUCAGCGUCCUCACCGAAGCCCAGUACCGUGUGGUAAACGGUGAUGUGGCGCCCUCACGUGGUUAACAGACAGCACUGCAUAGUGAACGAAGAAACUACACAGUACCGCUGAAAUUCUCAGCGCGUUGGCUGUUAUUUAUAAUAGAUAUUUCGUUUGCCGUUUUUUAUAUAAUAAUAAAGGUCUCUGCUUGUGUUCGAGGCGACUAGCGCCACUCUGCCAUAAAAAUACACAAAUCAAAUGAAAUGAGACCCGGGAGCGCGCAGGAUGUGACGACGGGAGGCUGUCGGUUCUCUCCGUCUUUGCUGUGGGCAGCCCGGUGUAGCCACAGCACCUGGUCCCGGAGUGAAAUGUGCCAAUGACCGUCUCUGACCACCACUACACGUUCUCAUGUAGUUAACAGCCGUGUUUAAUAAGGAAUGGAGGUGGUGGACAGCCCUCUCAACCUCGCCCAUCAGCAGUGCAGGAAAGCAGACCGAUUUCUGGCUGCUGGAAAAUAUGAAGAGGCCAUCUCUUGCCAUAGAAAAGCUACAGAACUGCUGAAGGACGCCAUGAAGCUCACAGAGUGUGAACAGGCUCGGCUGUCUCUGGAGCUCCAGCGGGACAGUCAUGUGAAGCAGCAGCGGUUGAUCGAGGAGAGAUGGAAGCGGGCCAGGCGAGAGGGCAAGCCGCGGAUCCUCCAGACUGUCCUGACCUCGGAGCAGUCACUUCAUCCCGAGUCUAGUUCCUCGUCUUCUUCUGGCCCAGCUGCCUGUCCUGAUCGUGAGUAUGAUACUUGGCUGUACCUGCUGAAGAACAAAGGCACUGCCCCGGAGCCGUGCGCUGGCAGCAAGGCCCAAAAAGAUGACAAGACACGGCUGGAGGAGCAGCAGACCACCAUCGAGAACCUGCGGCGGCUGGUGGACCGGCUGGUGGGUGAGAAUGAGCGGUUGCAACAGGAAAACGACCGGCUGCGAGCUGAGAAUGCCCGGCUGCGCAAGGAACCAUAUGCUGAUGCCGACUUCGUAGAGAAGUCGGAGCUAUGGGUGCUGCCGCAGCCGGCCGAGGAGCGCAAGGCCAAGGACAUUUCUAUCCCGCACCUGCCACCGCUGGAGAUGCCACAGGACAUCCCCCUGGAGGACCUGCCUGCUCUGGAGCUGCCCGAGGACAUCCAGCAAGAGCUACAGGAGCUGCUGGACGGAGAGAAGCUGUGAGCGCCCGUCCAUAUGCUUGCCAAAGGGAGAAGAUUACGCCAUCAAAAGCUUACAGACGAGGGAAUUUGGUGAAUUUCUGGCCUUCAGCGCGGUGGCAUAGCUCUAGAUGGCCUAAUGCUAACUUUUUUUUUCUCGUUCCUUUCUUCAAUGAUGCCCACCUAGGUACUGCAGCUAUUUGAUAACAUGAAACAAACAACAAAAAAGAACUCAUUUUGCAAGACUUGUGCCUUUUUGAAUAUUUCUAUUGUCUGACGAAAGGGACUGAUGAGAAGAAUAUCCGCUCUGUGGAAGCCGUGAUUGUAAAACUGGCUCAACUGACGCGUUUGGAAAAGAUCAGACUGGCCUUGGUCAGUAAGAAACCUGGGCCUCUCAGAGACCCUUUUGAACUGCAAAUCUUUUCCUUUUCUCCCCACACAAAUACAGACAGUGAGCACUGUGAACUACAUCCAUAACGUGUGAAUGCGUACGAGAUGAAAUGUGUGUGUUUAUGUGGCUCCCUGACUUGUGGUGAGAUGUGGUGUUGUGACAAUAUGGAUCGUUGUGGAAAAUCAUGAACAUGCAGCUUUGUCACCUCCGAUCGUGUCCUGUCAUUUCCAGUGUCCGCCUAUGAAAUAGCUACAGGAUGUCUUUCCAGUAGUAAAGCUUCCACGUCUGUUCUGUUGAGGCCGAAGUCUUGAAAUCUGCUACUGUCCAAGAAGCAGAGACGCCUCAGUGUGUUGGGGAAUUCCAAUGCUUUUUAAAUAUUGCUGCGUAAGUCAAUAGUUGAGAUGUAAACAGGCAUUCAGCGUGGUUUGAUGUGAAAUGGCCUGUUGCCAAUGAUGAGAGGAACCAGGGGUUCCACUAGACCAAUACGCAAAUGCAGCUUUUGCCAUGUGUCCAGUUGUAAACCGGAUAGUCUGGUUUUAAAGUUGCUAGUCAACCAGACAUUUUCAAGUCAGGUUUCACUCUAAAUGUUAUCAUUCAGGACUAUUUCACCCUGCAAGUACCUAAAUAUGUUUUAAGCCAGAAUCUUAUUUCAGAACUAUUGAGAAAUGAUGAGCGUGUUUAUAUGCCCUUAAUCUAAUAACUGCAGACAAGUCAUCAGAUUUUGUCAGUAAUCCGAUCAACGGACUUGAGUAAUGGGAAGUAGGAAAGAUAAUGGGAAACUCCAGUUCUACAUGAGCCAGACAAUAAUUGGAUUUCUGUUUAGCAGCCAGCCAAUAAUCUCACUGAAGACGGCGUGAUGUAAACAUAAUGUAAAACUAAAACUGUUUUAAAAACACUGCACCACAUUACCUGAAAAUAUGUAAAUCCCUCAUUUUGUCAAGCAUGUAUUUGGUUUCAGCGUCUUCCCAAAAGUGUUUUGCUUCCAUCUCACUGCAAUAUUCCUUGCCUAUUUCCAGUACCGCCAUCUGUUUUCACACAUGCUCAGACUGAGCAAUCUGAGUGAAAUCUGAGGAAGAGUUUCCAGAAAUCUGACCACUGAGCUAAAAUCCAGCUCUCUUUAUCAGAUUUCCUAAUCAGAUUUCAACACCUUAUUCCGAUCUAAGAAAUUGGAGUAUGCUGUUUACAUGAUUAUUUGAAUAAAUCAGAUAACUGCAGGUUUUGAUUGGAUUACUGAGUGCGGUAAGCUCGCUCAAUGUCUGAACCAUCAGGCAGUGUAUUCACAACAGUUACAUCCCAUAACGUCAUGCAGUGCUUUUAGAGGACUUAACGCUUUAGACGCUGGUUCCCAUCACCACCGCUGUGAACAAGUCUGACUGUAAUUUCUCUAGAAAUUAUUGUUCUUUUACAUCAGACCACUCUGAAUGAGUUUACAGUUUAAUUACUCAGAAUAAAAAAACCUGCUGGAAUUUCCCCCCAAACCAGCUUGACGCCUUAUUAUAAAGAAAAAAGGCCCUGCAACACAGUAAAGUGGUGUCAUGAUGUCUUUGAACUGUUGUUGUGGUGCUAGGCAACCCAGGAUUGAAAUGCACAACCAGCCACCAACUAAGCAAGCAAUAACACAACGGUUCCAGUUACACACAGAAUAGCAACUCUACCACAGUAGAAAUGCUUUUGUGCUUGUUUCUUUUUUUUUGCAAGCUCUUGAAGUUCUGUUGCUUCAUGAGGUUUUGCAGUAGCAGCACAGAAUUUUAGUCUCGGAUCCAUCAGCAUGUCUAAGUGGAAGAACCCGAAGCCUUUCCCGAGUCCCAAGUCAGGAUCUUUGUGAAGUGUAAGGAUGUUUAAUUUUUAAUUUUUUUCUCUUUUUUUUUUUUUUUUUGCGAAGCCUAAUUUGUACUGUAAUCAAUCAACAGUUGAUUGUUUUGAUCACACAGUUAAUAUUUUUCAGGUAACUGUGUGAUUUUUACUUUGAAUAUGCAGGAUGGGUGAGUCCAUACACAAUCAUACAGUAUAUGAGAAGAAGUCAGGUUACACUAUUCCUUCAUACUAAUCGAGAGGAAAAUCAACUUGUGCCACAUGCAAGAGAGCAAGGAGCGCUUUUUGUUGUUUUGUUUUUUAAUGUGAUGCAGAGAUGUGAAAUAAUGGGUCAUAUUUGUGUCACGAAGAGGGAACCAAAUCCACUUAUUUCUUUUUUUAUUAAUUUAAUGUUUCAGUUUUAUUAUUGGUUUACAGCAGUAAUCAGGGUGCAUCUGAAUUGUUUUCUCUUCCAUUUUGUUUGUGUGGUGUAAAAAUCUUUGAAGAUCAUAUGAUGAAAGUUUUGUUCAUGCAUGAAUGGCAGUUGUAGCUGUAAGUCUAUGAUUGUUAAGAUAUUAAAAAUGAGGAUUUAUGUUA
Molecule: messenger RNA, 4096 nt
Organism: Pygocentrus nattereri (red-bellied piranha)
Lineage: Eukaryota; Metazoa; Chordata; Actinopteri; Characiformes; Serrasalmidae
Gene: nrbf2b
Product: nuclear receptor binding factor 2b
Exons: 4
Coding region: 569-1342 (257 amino acids)
Biological process (GO): autophagy
Source: RefSeq, a predicted model, not a curated record